Molecule: messenger RNA, 720 nt
Organism: Phaedon cochleariae (mustard beetle)
Lineage: Eukaryota; Metazoa; Arthropoda; Insecta; Coleoptera; Chrysomelidae
Source: the annotation of a GenBank genome assembly
AAUGUAACAAAACAGUUUAUUCUUGCAAGUAGUCAAGCAACAUAUCGAAUGUAUCAAUAUAGUGUCAAAUUUGAAUAAAGGAUAUUUCAGCGAUGGAGUGGCCAAGCAAAAAUAUUCCUCAUGGAGGAAUUCUACAUCCUGCCAAAGCUUCUUAUAAUCCGGAGACCAAGAAAUUUCUGCAAUUACUAAUGGACGAAAGUAAACUCACAAUGAUGCAGAGAAACAAAAUCAACUAUCAUUUGCGAAAUGGAGAGCCUUUACCAGGGACAAUCAGACACCACAACCAAAAUACCCACGUGCCUGAAAUCACUAUAAGACCUACCAGUUCGAAGAGGAGGAGUAGAGAAAGUAUCAUCAAUUCUGGAGCUUACCAGGUAGAAAAGUUCCUGUCGAAUGUUCCUGUCAUGGACAGAGAGAAGGAAAAGGAAAAGUUACAGAACCGGAUGGCUUUCAACAAGGAUGUGAAGGUUUCUGAGGCUAGAUUUUUCCGAAAGCAAGCCAGCAAGGAAGAUAGCGAAGAAGUUAAUCGAUUUGACGAACUUGUACGAGAAAUAAAGGAGAGAGAGGAUUGGCUGAGAGAGAUGGAAGAAAUGGGUCGCGGAAAUCAGUACAAGCAAAUCAUUGAACAACAAAUCCAGGAGAAAGUGCGAGAAAUGAAUAUGUUAUCAUGUGAAACAGGAUAUCACUCAAUGAAUAAACGAUGAAAUAUCACGUCCAGAA